Messenger RNA from Mesocestoides corti, 696 nucleotides. The record is from the annotation of a GenBank genome assembly. Lineage: Eukaryota; Metazoa; Platyhelminthes; Cestoda; Cyclophyllidea; Mesocestoididae.
AUGGUUGGCAAGAGUGACUACGAUGAACUUGUUGGCAAACUGACGCAGGCACAGAAUGUCGCACGUGAGCUUGAGAACCGCGCGAAUGAGUUGCAGAAGACAAUGAGGGAUGUUGAGGCAAAGUAUGCGGCCCUGUUGGAAGUAGCUGAAUCAAGGCAUGUUGCUGCGAAAGAGAGGUGCGAGCGUCUUGUUGCGCGAGAAGUGGAGUUGGUGGAUGAGAUGGAGGCGAAAGACGUGAAGAUAUUGGGUCAGAAGAGUGACCUUGAGGCUAUGCGCGUGACGGCGGCUGAAACCCAAGUGAAGCUGCGGAGUCUGAAUCGUCGAAUGAUGGAGUGGGAGAAGGGCCGGAACUCGAGGCGCUCAUCUGCCUCGGACAUGAAGGAGAAGGCUCGGAAGUAUCCAGAGCUUAAAGCCAUUGUCUUCAAGCUGAAGUCGCGACUGCGUAAACGAGCUGAAUUGCUGAAAAGCAUCAUGAAGGAGAAUAGAUGCCUGCGACGAAUUGUUCACGAGAACGAAAGGCCCGCCAAGGGGUUCCUUGAGAAGUUGGAGCGACUGCGUAGACGGAUAGUGGAGAAGAGAGGUGCCAUUAAGAAGCUGGAGGCGGUGGUACGUUCGCUACCUGUUCGUCAUGUUGGCGCGAGGCCGUGUGACGACGACGCGCCACCUGAAACCCACAAAUCUCCAAGACGUGCUUGA